Penaeus vannamei (Pacific white shrimp) is the source of this 3010-nucleotide messenger RNA. Its product is annotated as high-affinity choline transporter 1. Gene Ontology annotation, cellular component: plasma membrane. The record is from RefSeq and is a predicted model, not a curated record. Gene Ontology annotation, molecular function: choline:sodium symporter activity. Gene Ontology annotation, biological process: transmembrane transport; choline transport; acetylcholine biosynthetic process. Lineage: Eukaryota; Metazoa; Arthropoda; Malacostraca; Decapoda; Penaeidae.
GGUAAGCCCCAAAGCCUCUCCCAGUUGGCACCGCCAGUUGUGCUCCGAACGCCAAGGUGUGAACAAGCGUCACGGACCGUCACCUCAGCGGUUUCUUCUGAGUGCAGAUUCAUUCACUGGAAAGUCUGCUCCGUUUGUGUCUACGGCAAAAGACGCCACCAUGCUGAACAUCCCGGGUUUGGCGGGAAUCAUCGUCUUCUACUUAGCCAUUCUGGGCAUCGGGGUCUAUGCUGCGUGGAAGCGGCGAGAUAAGGGGGCCAAUUCGGACGAGGUGAUGCUGGCCGGCAGAUCCCUCGGCUCGUUCGUCGGCGUGCUGACCAUGACGGCCACGUGGGUCGGCGGAGGCUACAUCAACGGCGCGGCAGAGAAGGUGUUCGACAUGGGCCUCAUUUGGUGCCAGGCCCCCUUUGGCUACGCGAUCUCCCUGUCCCUCGGUGGAGCCUUCUUUGCUUCCCAUAUGAGAAAGGCUGGAUAUGUUACCAUGUUAGACCCCCUCCAAAAUGCCUUCGGAAGACGCAUGGGCGGUCUGCUGUACUUCCCCGCCUUGAUGGGAGAAACGUUCUGGUCCGCAGCCAUUCUCUCGGCUCUUGGAUCGACAUUAUCUGUCAUCCUGGAUAUUGGUAAUACUGUCUCCAUCAUUGUCAGCGCUGCCAUCGCUGUCGCAUACACGCUGUUCGGAGGCCUCUAUUCGGUGGCCUACACGGACGUCGUUCAGCUCUUCUGCAUUUUCAUGGGUUUGUGGCUGACAGUGCCCUUCGCCAUGACCAACGAGGCCGUGGGUUCCCUGGCCCUCAACGAGACCAACUGGCUGGGCUCCAUCGAGGCCACGUCGCCCGAGUGGGGCCUCUGGAUCGACUACUGGCUCCUCCUCAUCUGCGGAGGCAUUCCCUGGCAGGUGUACUUCCAACGUGUGCUUUCCGCUAAGUCACCCAAACAAGCCAAGAUCCUUUCCUACGCCGCCUCUUUUGGCUGUAUUUUGAGCGCCGUCCCCGCGUGCCUCAUCGGUGCUAUUGCUAAGGCUACAGACUGGAGUCUGACGGACUUCGAGCGCACCCCAAAAGACUAUGAAAAGAAACUGGUUCUUCCUUUGGUCAUGCAACACUUGACACCUUCUUGGGUUGCUUUCUUAGGCUUGGGUGCUGUGAGUGCAGCUGUAAUGUCUUCAGCCGACUCCUCCGUACUCUCUGCCUCUUCGAUGUUUGCGCGAAAUAUCUACAAGAAUGUAUUCCGGCAGCAGGCUACCGAACGUGAGGUGAUCUGGGUGAUGAGAAUAGCCAUUGUUGUUGUUGCUAUCAGUGCCUCCACGAUUGGAAUUCUUAUCAACAGUAUCUACUACCUGUUCAAGUUGUGUGGUGACCUGGUGUACGUGAUCCUGUUUCCUCAGCUGUUGUUGGUCGUUCACUUCAGGGAGUAUGUCAACACGUACGGGUCCUUCGUGGGUUUCUGUAUGGGCUUCCUCGUGCGUCUGCUUGGAGGAGAGCCAUAUAUCGGGGUUCCUGCUGUCAUCCAUUACCCGUUCUAUGACGAGGAGCGCGGCCAGCAGAACUUCCCCUUCAGGACAGUGGCCAUGCUGGUGUCGCUCACUAGCCUCAUCGUAAUUUCUGCCAUAGCCAAGCUGCUCUUCACGAAGGGAAUCAUACCAGAAAGGUACGACUUCUGCCAUUGCUUCACCGACGCUCCUUCUGAUAAAGGUGAAGACAAGCAAGAACUUAGCCAAGACGACACUCUCCAUGUAGCUUCCCUGAAGAAAGAGCAGUCCUCACUCCAGGCAGCAGAGGGAAAGCUGUACAUGCCAUCCGCUUCUGUUGAGGACGGCCAUGUAAAUAAGAUGUGAAAAUUGACAUUCAGUAACUGAAAUAUGCAUGAUCAAGUUUCUUCUUGUCUUUUAUGACAUAUCAUGCAAUUCAGUAUUAUAGCUGUGUAAGAGUCAGUGCAUCUUACCAGUCGUGCUGAUUGUAAACACAAGAUUGUAAAAGCAUAACCUGGCAUAGAAGUAUCCAGAUGUAAAAGAUUGUACGCCCUCCUGCUGUUUGCGAGUAUCAGAUGACCAACAAGCACACUUCGUCAAUCGCAGCAUCUGCUUCCAGAGGGUAUUUAGAAUGUAUUUAAAGAUUUAUAUAUUUUAAAUGUGUACUUAUUUUUAUCUGACAAGAAUGUCUAUACAAUACUUUUCCCUUUGAAAAGCCAUAUUAUGUCAGGUUUUGAAACUAUUUAAAUCAGUCACUCUUAGGGUGAGCAAUCAAAGUAUUGAGAGUUCAAAUAGUUCAAGGAAAGUCCACUGUAGUACUUUCUUUUUAUUUUUAAAAUACCAAUAAUAUGGCAUAUUACUGCUAGAGUUAUACAACAUGAUUGUUCAUGAUGCAUCUGAACACAAGGGAUCAAGUCUGUAAUGAUGCAUAAUCAGCAGUGUGUGUGUCCAGCUUGUAUAUAUGAAUUUUGUUACUUACAUUUGAGUUGUUAGAGGAAGGUUAUGGUUGUGUAUUGUGAGCAAAGAUUACCUUUUUACAGCAGCAAUAUAUACUGCAUAUAUACUAGGGAAGGGAGAGAACUGGAAUUACAGACAAUUGGUUCGAAUUCAAGAUUUUUCGGCAAAUAAAUGAGACGGUUUCGUAUGUCUUCAAAAUUUAUAUUCAAAUGACCAAAGCUAAUAGUAGAUAUUGAAAUGGGAUGAUUUUCUUGUAUAUUUAUUACAUGAAUGUGAGUGGGUUUCUUACACAUAACCUAAGAUGUAUAUGUUUUUAUAACCUGUUAGCAUACGUUUCAUUUCUCACAUCUGCAAAGUGUGAGAAACAUUUCUUGCCAUUAGUUUAUCAUAGUAUGAAAGGUAGAGAGAUACAUGCACAUUUAUGGUAGUAAUCAUGAUAUCACUUAGUUUAGGUUCAUGAUAUCAUACUUUGUUGCCAAUGACAUUAUGCAUGUUAAUGAAAAUAAUUAAUGUACUUUUGGAUGAUAAGCAAUGCUUUUAGUAUGGGUAUGUAAUGAAGCAAUAAUAAUUAUGGGAAGGUUUGUU